Molecule: messenger RNA, 1251 nt
Organism: Notechis scutatus (mainland tiger snake)
Lineage: Eukaryota; Metazoa; Chordata; Lepidosauria; Squamata; Elapidae
Source: RefSeq, a predicted model, not a curated record
CCGUUCUUUUUGGCACGCCGGCAAAGUGCCCGGGAGGCCGCAGCCCAGCGGAGCCACACACGCGCGAGCAAGGAAGGCAGAACCGUCCGGGUCGCGCGGAACAGGCCGGCUAAAAAGCGGAGCGGGGUUGCGACGGUCGCGGUCCCGGGGAGCGCAGGCAGCGGCGGCCCUCCUCGGCCGGGACCACCGGCAUGGCCUUAGCCGACAGCGCCCGGGGGCUCCCUAACGGCGGCGGCGGUGGCGGCGCCCGGAGCGGCGUCUCUCGCGCUCCAACGGCCUCUGACCUGGCCUCGUCCCCGUCGUCGGGGCCCAUCCCGGAGAUCGUGGAGCUGAACGUGGGCGGGCAGGUGUACGUGACCCGGCGAGGGACGGUGCUGUCGGUGCGCGGCUCGCUGCUGUGGCGCCUCUUCUCGCAGCAAGAGGCCACCGACCUGCCCCGCGACGCCAAGGGCCGUUUCUUUCUGGACCGCGACGGCUUCCUCUUCCGUUACGUCCUGGACUACCUGCGCGAUCAGGAGCUGGUGCUGCCCGAGGGUUUCCCGGAGCGCAACCGCCUGCGCCGCGAAGCCGAAUACUUCCAGCUGCCCGAGCUGGUGCGCCGUCUGGCGGCCUCAGGUUCCUCCUCGGCCCUGCCGCCGCCGCGCUUCGCGGGGCUGCUGCGCGACUCCUCGGUGUGCGCCGACGACCCGGCGGCGCUGGGUUACUUAGAAGCGGACUUCAGCGAGACCCCGGCGGCUUCGGCUGCCUCGCCGACGUCGGGCCGCAGCCCGUCGGGGCCCGCGCCGCCGAUGCUGUCGGCUUCCCUCUCUCUGGACGCCGGCGGAGGUCCCGGCGGCCGCCGCUCGGGCUACAUCACCAUCGGUUACCGGGGCUCGUACACCAUCGGCCGGGACGCCCAAGCCGACGCCAAGUUCCGACGGGUGGCCCGCAUCACGGUGUGCGGCAAGACGGCGCUGGCCAAAGAGGUCUUCGGCGAGACGCUGAACGAGAGCCGCGACCCGGAUCGGCCUCCCGAGCGUUACACGGCCCGCUACUACCUCAAGUUCAACUUUUUGGAGCAGGCCUUCGACCGGCUGAGCGAGGCCGGCUUCCGCAUGGCGGCCUGCUCCUCCACGGGCACCUGCGCCUUCGGGCCCGAGCAAGGCGGCCCCGCCGAGGACAAGAUUUGGACCAGCUACACCGAGUACGUCUUCUGCCGCGAGUGAGCGCGCCCGACGCCCGUUCCCCGGGAGUCGGGUGGGGGAGAGAAGG